AUGGUUUCGCGCGAGCUGUCACAAAGGCCGCUCCAGUUCCAUUGGGCCAACCUUGUGCUAAGGUUCUGGAACACGGUUGUCAAGAGGCUGGGGACGCUGUGCCACCGGGCCUUCAUUGCCGACCUUGAGCUGGCUCUGGGGGGUGUUACUGAGUGCUGGAUGGGCAAGGACCUGGCUUUCCUUAAGAGUUUGGGAGCUGAGCCCCCAGCCGGCCUGCGAGGUGACGACCUCAUAGCGCAUUACGCCACCGUUAGGUUGCCAGUGGGAAGCAUACUCAAAGAGUUCGCUAGGCGGCUCGACGCCUGGUGGGAGUGCCUAGAUACCCUAGGCGACCCACGCACCUUCCCAAGUGGAAGUACCGGCAUCAAGGCAUGUCGCUAUCUAAACUGCAUGGGGGCGCCCCCACAUAGGGGCACGCGGCAUAAGUGGUUGGCCCACGCUGAAAUCGCCAUGCCCCAGCGUUUGCAUCAAAUGCUCAUGCGUUUCCGGUGCAACAUGCGCACGAUUAUGACCAAGGCCCCACCCCUGGCGCUAGCCAGGUUACAGGGUUCUUCACCAGGGUACCCAAAAAUUUCGGCCGUGUCCGAAAUCCUCUGA
Messenger RNA from Volvox carteri f. nagariensis, 597 nucleotides. RefSeq lists its product as uncharacterized. Bases 1 to 597 code for a protein of 198 amino acids. The transcript has 2 exons. The record is from RefSeq and is a predicted model, not a curated record. NCBI's taxonomy places the organism in Eukaryota, Viridiplantae, Chlorophyta, Chlorophyceae, Chlamydomonadales, Volvocaceae.